AUGAGGAUUCAGCUCACGCGUGGCACUCCACAGGUCCGGUUUGCUGGUAUUAAUGUCCGGUAUAUUGGUGUUAAAGUCCGGUAUAUUGGUGUUAAGGUCCGGUUUGCUGGUAUUAAUGUCCGGUAUGCUGGUAUUAAUGUCCGGUAUGUCAACUGUGUUCCGGGUAGUUACGUCAGCUUCCUCUUGUACUUAGCAGGUUUUGACACCUCGGCAGCGCUGUCCCUCCUUGAGCGCAUCCAGCGGUCCAUGAAGGAGACGGACGAGACUAAGAUGUCCGACCAGUGCAGCAACGACCUCAACACUCUGAUCUCCGUCCUCGAGAGCCCCGUCUUUAGGGGCAUCAUCAACAUACAGGAAUCCCUGAAGGAGUUGAAGAAGCAGGUGUCGCAGCACCCGUCCAUAGUGCCCGCGGACUUUGACAUCAGUCGGGAGGGGAAGUUGAUCCUACAUGUGUCACCAGAGGGAGGAGAGCACAUUGAGUUUGAUAUGCACAGUGACUCAGCCACCCUCAUCCUCAAUACCAGCCCCGCCCUUAAUGCCCAGCUUGACAACCAAGAUGCCUCACCUAGCAAGGCCUCAGAGAGCAUCGAACUGCAGGAACUGACCCAAAUACAGGUGCAGCAGGAGCAUAAACAACAAGAGCAACAACAACAACAACAGCAGCAGCUACAGGAGGAGGUUAAGAUACAGGAGGAGGAGAAGGAGGAGAUAGAGACGGAGACAGAGAAAGAGAAGAUUGGUGUAGUAGAUGAAGAUGAUCUCCCACCAGCCAUCAUUAACGCUACCUUAGACCAGGAGCUGAAGAGGGCCAUUCAUACCGCCGCUCAGGGCAGAGACGUCCAUCAUAUCCAGCUGUACAAGCCAGAGGGCAGCAGCUUAGGCUUCAGUGUAGUAGGACUGAGGUCAGAGAAGCGAGGCGAACUGGGCAUCUACGUGCAAGGCAUCCAACCAACGGGCAUCGCUGCACAGUGA
Molecule: messenger RNA, 972 nt
Organism: Homarus americanus (American lobster)
Lineage: Eukaryota; Metazoa; Arthropoda; Malacostraca; Decapoda; Nephropidae
Product: rac guanine nucleotide exchange factor JJ-like
Exons: 7
Coding region: 1-972 (323 amino acids)
Molecular function (GO): protein binding
Source: RefSeq, a predicted model, not a curated record